GGGCUCGAAGAUGGGCGUCAUACGCUAUAUGGGGGAGACAGACUUCGCUAAGGGCGAAUGGUGUGGGGUCGAGCUGGAUGAGCCUCUGGGGAAGAAUGAUGGUGCAGUAGCUGGUACAAGAUACUUUCAGUGUCUCCCUAAGUUUGGCUUGUUUGCUCCAGUCCACAAAGUGAUCCGCAUCGGCUUCCCCUCCACCAGCCCGGCGAAGGCUAAGAAGAGCAAGCGGGUGGCAAUGGGAGUUUCCUCUCUGGCCCACAGCCCCAGCAGUUCCUCCAUCAGUUCAGUCAGCUCGGUGGCCUCCUCUGUAGGUGGACGUCCGAGCCGUGCUGGACUGCUGACGGAGACAUCAUCGCGCUACGCACGGAAGAUCUCGGGCACCACCGCGCUGCAGGAAGCCCUGAAGGAGAAGCAGCAGCACAUCGAGCAGCUGUUGGCCGAGAGGGACUUGGAGCGGGCGGAGAUGGCCAAGGCCACGAGCCACAUCUGCGAGGUGGAGAAAGAGCUGAGCGCCCUCAAGGCUCAGCACAUGCAGUAUGUGACAGAGAACGAGAAUGGUCUCCAGCAAGUCAAAGCCAUGCUGGCCAGCACGCAGAAGGAUAAGCUGGAACUGGCCAAUCAGCUCGAAGAAGAAAAAAGGAAAGUGGAGGACCUGCAGUUCAGAGUAGAAGAGGAAUCCAUCACCAAAGGAGACCUGGAGACUCAGACGAAAUUGGAACAUGCCCAUAUUCGUCAGCUUGAGCAGAGCCUGCUCCUCGAAAAGUCGAGAGCAGAGACGCUCCACAAAGAAUUAGAGAAGCGGAGGCAAACUACAGUUGAAGAGAAGAGCCGCAUCAUGCAGUUGGAGGAGGAGCUCAGCCUCAGGAGAGCCGAGAUCACGAAUCUCCAGGUCCAGCUCAAAGGGGCUGAUGCAAGCUGGCAGAAAGUUGACCGUGUUGAUGCGGCCCAGGGGUCCGACGCCCAGCCAGAGACCCUCCUGCUGCGCGAGCAGCUGCUGUCAGCGGGCCGGGAGCACUACAAGGAGAGCAGCGAGCUCAGAGAGAAGUACGAGACUGCCUUAGCAGCAAGCCAGCAGGAGAUCGACUCAUUGAAGGCUGUCGUGGAGAAACAGAACGUGGAGAUCAAUGAGAUGAAACAGAAAGCUCAACAGGCUACCAAGGAAAACGUGGAAAUGAUGGACACCUGGAAGGCUAAAUUUGACACUUUAGUCAGUGACCACCAGCGAUCCUUGGAGGAACUAAAGGCAACACUGAGCAGUAGUCAUACUGCUACAGAAGGUCAAGAGCAGGACACCCAGGAGCUGAGAGCAACCCUGGAAAGCCUGAAGAUGGAGCACCAGCUAGAGGUGGAGAACCUCAAGGCCAAACAUAAAAUUGAAGCUGCCAUCCUGACAAAGGAACGAGAGGACCUCUGCGCUCGUCUGCAGGAGGCCAAAGACCAGCUGGCUCAAGGCAACCAGACAUGGAGGGCUGAAUUGGAAGCCAAAAGUGGAAAGCACGCGCUGGAGGCAGCUACGGAUAAGCUACAGAAAGCGGAGCAGAGGCUGGCAGAUAUGGAGACGCUUCAGAUGGAGCAGAACAAAAGAGCGGAGGAGCUGAGGGAGAGGCUGGAGCUGUCAGAGAAGCAGAUGACGGACUACCAGGCUCUGCAGAAAGCUCAGGAGGCGAGCCAAGAAGAGAUCCAGAAACUCGAGGAGAAGCUGAGGGUGACGGCCAACCAGCUCCAGGCCAUCCAGGCCGAGCGCUUCACAUCUAAUGAUGCUAAUGUGAUAGAAGAUAAUGAAAUUUCAGAUGAGAAGAUGAAGCUAAAACAGAACAUAGAAGAAACAAUGGAGAAGCUGCUGAAAAGGGAAAAAGAAGUCUCUACUCUCACUUCCCAGGUUGAAGCCCUCAAAUCACAAAUCGGAGCGCUGGAGGGCAAAGUUCGCAGCGGGGAGAAGAGAGCCGAAGCCCUGGCCAAGGAGAAGACGCGCAUGGAGGCAGAGCUAGAGUCCAUGACCAAGAAAUCCCAUGAUGCCUCUGGGCAGCUAGUGAGCAUCAGCCAGGAGCUGCUGAAGAAGGAGAGGAGUCUGAAUGAGCUGAGGGUGUUACUCCUGGAAUCACAUCGUCAUUCCCGGGAUAUGGACAAAGACCUGAGCCGAGAGGUCCACAAGGCUGAGUGGAAGGUCAAGGAGCAGAAACUUCAGGAUGACAUCAAGACGCUGCGAGAAAAACUUCUUUUACUGGGUCGGGAACGAUCCUCCCCUGACCACCGGCGGUACUCGAUGCUAGACCCCUCGGCUCUGGACUCGGAGGUGACCCGUCUGCGCCAACGGCUGCUCAGCACUGAGGAAGCCCUGAGGAACGCCUUAGAGCACAACCAACAAGUCGACCAGCUGGUCCAGGCCAUGCGGAAGAAUCCAGAAAAAAGCCCGGUCCACGGUGCUAAUUCGGCUAAUGGAAUUCACCACCAGGAGUCACACAGCGCUCAAGAUGAACAACACUGAUAUGAGCAGAAGCGAUGAGAGUGGGACGCUGACGUGACCCCGAGUGAACUGGGACGUGCUGAAGUACACCUGAAACGUCAAAGUUUGGUCCGACGUGUCUCCCGAUGCUGCGGUGGACGCCUGAAACAUUUCAGUUUACAGUUAAUACCAAAACAGCGAAUCUCUGUCUCAAGUGAAUAUAUGUGUUGUUACAGAAAGCACCUAUUAGCCAAUCAUGAAGACCACUUAAAAGUACUUUAAACAGGAAAAAAUAAGAAAAAAAGAGAUAUGGACGUGAAGAGAUUAUCAGCUCAACAACUGCUGAGAACUGGCAGUGUGGCAACUUUUGAUGCUUUACAUUAGUUAGAAAAUUUGAAGUUUUGUCAUUCGCUGAAGUCUGAUUGACUGCGCUGAAUUUUGACGAAGAAAGCAAAAAGACUGAUGGACGACGAGAAGAAAAACUGGGUCUCAGUCGCUUUGUUUUAUUUAUUACUUUUAUUUUGCUCCUUGGCUUUGUAAUAAUCCUGUCUGCUGUACGUGAGCUGAUGGCCUGAUUUUGUUUUUAUUUUAAAGGAAGUUUGACUCGUGUCUCAACCUGCUUGAUAUCUGAUGAGGAUUGGUAGCAAACAUUACCCUUAAUCCAGAAUUAUUUGAACUCAAUUUUAGUUACACUGCACCAGAUCAAAACAAGUCAUCUCAGAGCACUCGCCAUAGUAACUACAACAUUACACUAUAGUAAUAGCAUCUCUGCUACCAACUUUGUGAAAAUAACCAGUUUUUACAGUCACUUUUCAACUUUGUGUUUUUAAAAGGAACAUGAGCACUGAACAAAUACAAAAGCAACAGUUUGUUGCAAUAUAGGAGAAGAUGACAGAGAAGGUGGAAGAAUAGUACAAAGCAAUGCUGUCCUGUCUGCAGACCGAGUAUGUACUGAUCCAGCACAGUGCUGGAUGUUGACCUGAGCGUUUGAAAGCUUGGCCAUGUUUAAUGUGAGCAGUCACCAUGAUAACAGUAUAUACAUAAGGAAAAGUGUAAUAAGCCCAAUGUAAACAGAAUAUAAGGACAGUGAAGGACGUGCUUUACUGAACAGUGGGAUCAUUUCUAUUCUUCUACAGCCACCGCCUGGUCAACAUUUGUUUGCAGCAAACAGGAAAAACGCCCUUGAAGUUAUGAAGUUCUCAGGCAGCUCCUCAGAACCAUUUGGUCCCAAAGCGCCUUAAUGUACGUCUACUGGUAGAAGCACGAUGAGCACAAAGUUAGGUUCAGUGUGGUCGUUUAAAUGUUGACUGGAGCUCUUUUAACGGUCAUUUCUGAUCCAAGGAUAAAAUACAAAAUCAACCUCUUCCCGUCUUGGAAGACCCCGCCCUCCCUCGCCAACACACAUGAAGAGCGUCAUCUGUUACAGGACUGAUGGUGAUGAUGUUACUACCAAUCCUCCCUAUAAGGUGUUUGUUAAGCUUUUCAGCCAUUUACACAUCAGUGGACUCAUUGUGCAGACUGAACCUGGGAGACGUUGCAGGACAUUUGUAGUACAAAUACAGUGAACCAUUUCAGACUUUUUCAUUGUCUAAAACUGUCUGACCGCGCAUCAAUACAUCUCUUUCUCUGAUCGGUGGCUUUGUGUUAAUUUACUAUAUAUGGUACAAAAUACAGUGUGAGCCUAUUGUAAUGGCCCUGGAUUUCUUUACUGACCCUUUCUGAAGUCUUCUGAAGGGCUUUCCCAGGAGCUAAAACCCAAACAGCAGUGUGGGAAUGUGGGAAGUUACGUUCAUCCUUCCCUGGAUCGAAAUCAUCCGGAUUUCAUUUGCCUCUAACAUUUAUACUCUUAAGUCUUCCAAAUAUUGUUUUUAUCCAUUUGUCAAACUGAACUAAGGGGGGGAUCCUGUUUGUAGUUGGUCACAGGUUGCUAUUGCUUCACAGGAGACACUACACAGAGGUGGGGUGGGGGUGUGCAGAAAGGCUUGAGUAGUGUCCCCUGAGAACACAUGCAGGGCAGGUACUGGUCAGCUCAAAUAAAACCUGAAUUUUCCACUGGAUAUUGUACAUGGCCUUUACAGCUGGAGGGUUCAUACCCUUUGGAGUAUUGCUGCGAUGGUUUUGGAGAUUGAGUCAUUAAAUAUUAACAAUGCA
Messenger RNA from Pundamilia nyererei, 4591 nucleotides. RefSeq names its product CAP-GLY domain containing linker protein 2 (gene clip2). Lineage: Eukaryota; Metazoa; Chordata; Actinopteri; Cichliformes; Cichlidae. Gene Ontology annotation, molecular function: microtubule plus-end binding. Gene Ontology annotation, biological process: cytoplasmic microtubule organization. The record is from RefSeq and is a predicted model, not a curated record. The coding region runs from base 11 to 2482 and encodes 823 amino acids. Gene Ontology annotation, cellular component: cell cortex; microtubule plus-end; nucleus. The transcript has 15 exons.